Messenger RNA from Gigantopelta aegis, 599 nucleotides. RefSeq lists its product as uncharacterized. NCBI's taxonomy places the organism in Eukaryota, Metazoa, Mollusca, Gastropoda, Neomphalida, Peltospiridae. Bases 130 to 510 code for a protein of 126 amino acids. The record is from RefSeq and is a predicted model, not a curated record. The transcript is spliced from 5 exons.
CAUCCGGAUUUUUCACAUUUUAAGUGAUAUACGUAACACCACACCUGUAUUCUUAGCACCUUAAAACGAAUAAAAGCCUGAUUAUUGGUUGGAGUAAAUCAUAUUGUUCUAACCUGACACAUCACAGAGAUGAAGCUGUUCGUACUUCUGUUGACAUUCACCUGCGUUGCCUGGCAACAGACUGACGCUAUCAGGUGGGGAGGACGAUGGAUUCCACGUCCAGGUCCCAUUGGCAUGCUACCACGCCCAGGUCCCAUUGGCAUGCUACCACGCCCACGCCCACGCCCAGGUCCCAUUGGCAUGCUACCACGCCCAGGUCCCAUUGGAAUCAGGUUCAAAAGAGCAGACAGAGAUCUUGGGACUGAACUCGACACAGAUCAGGACGGAUAUCUGGACGAGACAGAGUUAGAAAACCAUCUCAGUGAGCGAGACAUUAUCGACUUCAUAGCGGCUUUAGAUGAAAACGGUGAUGACCUCCUCUCUGUUGAUGAACUUAAUGACAAGCAGUGAUCAGUUAAUCGGAUUGUGCCAUUGUUUAACAGAUGAAGUAGACAUUCCAAAACUAUCAGCAGUGUAGAAUAAAUCAUAUGUGAACAAAA